Eufriesea mexicana is the source of this 285-nucleotide messenger RNA. RefSeq lists its product as uncharacterized. The record is from RefSeq and is a predicted model, not a curated record. NCBI's taxonomy places the organism in Eukaryota, Metazoa, Arthropoda, Insecta, Hymenoptera, Apidae. The transcript has 4 exons. Bases 1 to 285 code for a protein of 94 amino acids.
AUGAGAAAGGAACUUUUCCCAGAUAUAAUUGAGAGAUUAAGAAGAAAGUCAACUGAUGACGACUUUGGGGGAAUUGCGAUAAAGAAACAGCUAUUUCAAGAUAUUUUUACGGAACAUCAGAAGGGGGAUAAAUUACAGUUUGGAUAUGUCUGCGAAAAUCCAGUUCAGUGGGAACAAAGAUUCGAAGAAAAGGAUCUAAUGAAUAACCGCCAUCGUGGAAAGGUUAAAUGGGGAAAUAUAGAUGGCAGCUAUGGUGAACACUACUGGGACAUAAAUCACAGAUGA